AAUUAAAAAUCAGAGUGAUUUAGUGGUCGAUGAUGAUUCAUCUCAUAAUACACACUGCACUUCCCUACAUAGGCUGCCUUUAUAAGUUGAAAGUAUCAGUUUCGGCAAUACUGGCCCUGUAUUUAUUUGAUAUCGGAUCGAAACCGACAUUUGCAGCAUCGCACAGCCCUAACGUAGUCCAAAAACCAAAAAAAACUAUCAAUCACUUUUGUUUGUAGUUUAAAUCUCGCGGCGUCACGUUCUUUCCGCCUCCAAACCUCUCCUUCUAAAUGCACUACUACUAUCUCUACUACUGUUAGGGCCACAUUAAAAAAAGUUAGUUUCUAUUUUGGGAUUAAGGUCGAUAUUUCGAGUUUAGAAACAUUAUUUGAAAAACAUUAUUUGAAAAAGUAUUUUUUUCUUUCUUAACGUGGCCACAAGACCCGGCCUCAGUGUCCGCGGAAGUUUCAGAAAAUCCUCGUCCUCCGGGAACCCGUGAAUGCAUCAUUACCCGGGGAAAUCAAACAAGUCUCGCAGUUCUCUGUGUUCGGGUAAAUAAAUAAAUAAUUUCGCGCGGUAGUUUGAAGUUAGAGCAAGUAGUUAAUAUUUUUUCUUAUCUAUGCUGCUUCUUUAUUAACUACUUAAUUACUACUGCCUUGUAAUUUCAAAGAGUUAAGCGAACCGCAUAACCUCCUUGGAUAUGUGAGCAUGGGCAGCCAAAGUGACUGCACCAGUGACCCUGAUGAGGAGCUGCCUGUGUUUGACUUCCUCCAGCCAGCCUCCCACAGACAUGCAGAGAAACCAGACUUUGAUGGUUUUGAUGCUGCAGCAGCAGCUGUCUCCUCCCCAGGGAGGGGGAGUGGUGGCGUGUGCAUGGGAAUGGCUAAUGUAACGAUAAUCAGCAGCAGUUCCGAUGAUGAUGAUGCACCUUAUGUUCCUUUAGCACAAAGAAUCAAGGCAAGGCGAGACAAUGUGAUUAGCACCUCCUCCAUCGUGACUAAUGAGAAUGAUGCCGAGCACUGUUUGCCGCUCUGUCUGCCCAGCUCACAGUUUUCUGGCCAGAAUGGCUUUUCAGAGUCAGAGUGCCCGCUCGGCUCACAUCAGGUGAGAAAAAUGGGCUGUGGACAGGAGCUUCCUCUGAACGGAGCAAGGAACACAGACACUUUUCCUUCUAAGAGGAAACUUGGCAAGCGAAUGGUUGAGGAGAUCCAGGUCUCCAGGGAGGUGGCUCUGAGUAAGAGGGAGGCUAAGAAGAGACAGCAGCCAGACAAGGAUGUGCUCAGGGAGGAACGAGAGAGACAGAAAAUGGAGAGGAAAGCUCUGGCAGAGGCUGCUAGGGCCCUGAGGCCAGAGGAAUGUAUCAAGCAUAUGGUGGUGGUGGUGGAUCCAGCUCUCCUACAGCUGGAAGGAGGCGGCACUUUGCUGGCCUCGUUACAGGCUCUGGGUUGUAGCUGCGCCAUCAAGAAACAAUCCCUCCCACGCAGUGUGAGCUGGAUGAGAAGAGCUCCCUGUGCGCAGGCAGAUGAAGGAGCAUCUGUACUAGAGGCCUAUGUUGUGAUACAGAUGACAGUGGAGGACUUCAUUACUUUGAUCCACAACUACGUUCAGAAUGAGAGGCAUGGCAGAUCAGACUGUGGGCCCACAUUGACAUCCUGGGUCCAGGAGCAGCAGAGGCGUCACCUUGGCAAGACCCUUAGCCUAGCAGUUAUUGAGCUUGAGAAAUACUUCAGAUCACAGAAAUCACAAAACCAGAAGCAUUUUCGAGAGGCUGUUGCUGGGGAGGAGACGGGGGGAAGUAAAACCAAGAGGAGAAAGAAGAAUGGUGGAGCUGGUGUACUGCCUGAGGUGUCGCGAGUUGACGUAGAGGAGGCAAUGGUGCAUCUCCAGCUUCACACUGGUGUCUCAGUCUGCUUCUUUUGUACCUGGAGGGACUUCUCGGAUCACAUCACCAUGACAACCAAAGCAGUUGCAGAGGCCCCUUUCAAGAGAGAGAGGGAAAAGACUGGCUUUUCCUUCUACCUAGAGAGUGAGUGGGCAGGGGGCCAGCGGGUGGAUAGAGGUGGUAAGGGUCUGCUGCAGGUGUGGAAGAGACAGAUCCAGCAGUUCAACAGAGUGAGCCCAGACAUGGCUGCUGCCAUCUUGGCAGCUUAUCCCUCUCCACAGCUGCUCAAGAAGGCUUACAACCUGUGCAGGACCAAACAAGAGAAGGUCUCUUUGCUCUCUGACCUACUGAUCCGGAGAGGAGAAGGUGUCACUUCCACCACUCGUAGGAUUGGUCCGGAGCUCUCCAGACGCAUCUUCCUGACAAUGAGCUCCUGUGAUCCAGAACUGAGUCUAGACUCUAAUCUCUGAAAUUUGAAUUUGAUUUUGUGGCCCACCUGCUUUGAGUUGGACGUUUGUGGUCAUAUCUUUGAAUUUAAUACUAUGUAAUUAAAGUUCAGAUUUUUAAAAAUUUUAUUUAUGUAUUAAAGUUUUAUUUAAAUAACA
This is a messenger RNA of Oreochromis aureus, 2466 nucleotides long. It is a transcript of the gene eme1, whose product is annotated as essential meiotic structure-specific endonuclease 1. The transcript is spliced from 9 exons. Gene Ontology annotation, molecular function: nuclease activity; DNA binding. Gene Ontology annotation, biological process: replication fork processing; double-strand break repair; resolution of meiotic recombination intermediates. Bases 688 to 2331 code for a protein of 547 amino acids. The record is from RefSeq and is a predicted model, not a curated record. Gene Ontology annotation, cellular component: Holliday junction resolvase complex; nucleus. NCBI's taxonomy places the organism in Eukaryota, Metazoa, Chordata, Actinopteri, Cichliformes, Cichlidae.